AUGGCCGACGUAGAGAUGACCGACGCCCCUCCCAAGACCAAGACCUCCAAGGCCGACACUGCUGCCGAUUCUGGAAAGAAGCGCUUCGAAGUCAAGAAGUGGAACGCCGUUGCUCUCUGGGCCUGGGACAUUGUCGUCGACAACUGCGCCAUCUGCCGUAACCACAUCAUGGACUUGUGCAUCGACUGUCAAGCCAACCAGGCAUCCGCUACCAGCGAGGAAUGUACCGUAGCCUGGGGCAUCUGUAACCACGCCUUCCACUUCCACUGCAUCUCACGCUGGCUCAAGACCCGUCAAGUCUGCCCUCUCGACAACAGAGAUUGGGAGUUCCAAAAGUACGGCCGAUAA
Molecule: messenger RNA, 348 nt
Organism: Aureobasidium melanogenum CBS 110374
Lineage: Eukaryota; Fungi; Ascomycota; Dothideomycetes; Dothideales; Saccotheciaceae
Product: RING/U-box
Exons: 4
Coding region: 1-348 (115 amino acids)
Biological process (GO): ubiquitin-dependent protein catabolic process; protein ubiquitination
Cellular component (GO): cullin-RING ubiquitin ligase complex; nucleus
Molecular function (GO): ubiquitin protein ligase activity; zinc ion binding; cullin family protein binding
Source: RefSeq, a predicted model, not a curated record